Cyprinodon variegatus (sheepshead minnow) is the source of this 672-nucleotide messenger RNA. RefSeq lists its product as uncharacterized. The record is from RefSeq and is a predicted model, not a curated record. The transcript has 3 exons. Bases 1 to 672 code for a protein of 223 amino acids. Lineage: Eukaryota; Metazoa; Chordata; Actinopteri; Cyprinodontiformes; Cyprinodontidae. Gene Ontology annotation, biological process: cell surface receptor signaling pathway. Gene Ontology annotation, molecular function: transmembrane signaling receptor activity.
AUGGCUGCACAGAAGCAGGCCCUGAGAACCAGAGCAAUAGAGGCCCACAUCUACCACACUGGACAAGACCCCAGGUGCAGACUGUGCAAAGAGGCCCCUGAGACAUUCAGGGACAUAACUGCAGGAUCAGAUAAACCCAGAGCCACACUGACAGCAGAGAAAACAACCAUACCACCAGGGGGCAGUGUUAGACUGACCUGCUCUGUGGAUGGAUCUGCUGACUGGAAGUUUGACUGGUUCAGAAAUAGGCAACAAUAUUCUGUAGACCAGACCAGAGGAAACAUUGAUCCAUACAGAGUCAUCAGCAUCUCAGAGGGAGGUCUAUACAGCUGCAGAGGAGGAAGAGGAGAUCCAGUUUUUACAACAGAAACAAGCAAAGAAAUCUCUAUUUGGAAAACAGUCUCUAAGCCCACUGUGACCCUUCAACCCAACUGGUCUCCAAUAUUCAGAGGAGAGAAAGUCACUCUGAGAUGUGAGAUCCAUGGAGAUGGAGGAGCUCAGUGGACGUAUGAAUGGAGACCAACCAACAGAAACUCUCCAACAUCCAGUGAAUACAGGAUCAACACAGCUACUGAGUCUGGUGGUACAUACCAGUGUAGGGCUGAAGGAGACUACCAGAUAACAGACUGGAGUGAUGCCUUCAGACUGACAGUUAGAGGUAAGUCAGACUGA